Messenger RNA from Arvicola amphibius (Eurasian water vole), 321 nucleotides. RefSeq names its product ubiquitin-conjugating enzyme E2 N-like. The coding region runs from base 1 to 321 and encodes 106 amino acids. The record is from RefSeq and is a predicted model, not a curated record. NCBI's taxonomy places the organism in Eukaryota, Metazoa, Chordata, Mammalia, Rodentia, Cricetidae. The transcript has a single exon.
AUGGCCAGGCUGCCCCACAGGAUCAUCAAAGAAACCCAGCGUUUGCUGGCAGAACCAGUUCCUGCCAUUAAAGCAGAACCAGAUGAGAGCAAUGCCGGUUAUUUUCAUGUGGUUAUUGCUGGCCCCAAAGAUUCCCCCUUUGAUGGAGGGACUUUUGAACUUGAACUAUUCCUUGCAGAAGAAUACCCAAUGGCAGCACCUAAAGUAUGUUUCAUGACCAAAAUUUAUCAUCCUAAUGUAGACAAGUUGGGAAGAAUAUGUUUAGAUAUUUUGAAAGAUAAAUGGUCCCCAGCACUGCAGAUUCGCACAGUUCUGCUAUAA